Messenger RNA from Myodes glareolus (Bank vole), 1321 nucleotides. NCBI's taxonomy places the organism in Eukaryota, Metazoa, Chordata, Mammalia, Rodentia, Cricetidae. The record is from RefSeq and is a predicted model, not a curated record.
UGGUCUACUUCUGCGGGGUGGAGUUUGAGACUCGGGGCGGAGACGGAACAUCCUUUAAGAGGAGCACAGAGAAGUCAGAGCUGGAAGAACGGUUGUCAGGUUGUCAUCCACGAUGAGGUUCCACGCUCUGGUCCUGGUUUUACUUCCUGUUUGCCUGGCUAAUGCAGGACACUCAUCCUCACCACCCGUGGUGGACACUGCUCAUGGCAAAGUCCUGGGGAAGUACGUCUCCUUAGAAGGAUUCGCACAGCCUGUGGCCGUCUUCCUGGGAGUCCCCUAUGCCAAGCCUCCUCUUGGCCCUCUGAGGUUUGCUGAACCACAGUAUGCAGAGCCCUGGUACUUCGUGAAAAACGCUACCUCCUAUCCGCCUAUGUGCUCCCAAGAUGCUACGGUAGGGAAACUACUCCAUGAUCUCUUCACCAACAGAAAGGAGAGCAUCCCUCUCCGAUUUUCUGAAGACUGUCUCUACCUAAACAUUUACACUCCUGCCGACUUGACAAAGAACAUGAGGCUGCCGGUGAUGGUGUGGAUCCAUGGAGGUUCUCUGGUGGUGGGUGGGGCAUCCACCUAUGACGGACUGGCCCUCUCUGCCCAUGAAAACGUGGUAGUGGUGGUCAUUCAGUAUCGCCUGGGCAUCUGGGGAUUCCUCAGCACAGGAGAUGAACACAGCCGGGGGAACUGGGGCCACAAGGAUCAGCUGUUUGCAUUACGCUGGGUUCAGAGCAACAUUGUCAACUUUGGAGGAGACCCAGGCUCUGUGACCAUCUUUGGAGAGUCAGCAGGAGGUGAAAGUGUCUCCGUUCUUAUGUUGGUUCCUAGGGCCUCGAUCUACUUCCACAGGGCCAUUUCUGAGAGUGGCGUGGCCCUCACUCCUGGUAUGGUCAUGAAAGAUGGCAAACCCAUCGCUGAGCAAGUUGCCAUUGCUGCUGGGUGUAAAACCACCACAUCAGCUGUCAUGGUUAACUGCCUUCGCCAGAAGACAGAGGACGAACUCAUGGAGAUCAAUCUGAAGUUGAAACCUUUUAAGGUCAAUUUAUUUGAAGACCCCAGAGAGAGCUGCCCCUUCCUCCCUACUGUGGUUGAUGGAUCGUUUCUGCCGAAGUCUCCAGAAGAGAUCCUGGCUGAGAAGAACUUCAAAACUGUGCCCUACAUGGUGGGCAUCAACAAGCAAGAGUUUGGUUGGCUUCUUCCACUGGUAAGAAAGUACAGGCAUCAUGCAGACACACUCUUCCACCCAAAGUCAUUCAAGGAUUCCGUGUUUACUACCUCUUCUCUGAGUUCAGAGAAGUUGAACUCAUUGUCCUGAGUAGACACUGCCAUG